UCCCACUCCGCCCGCGCGGACUCUUCUCAUCUCCUCUCGAGCCGUUGGAGAUCCACACUUUCCUCCGAUCCCUCCCGGCCCUUCCCUCUCUCCACCGAUCGCUCUCCGCCCGCCGGGCGAUCCGACGCCGCCAUGGACGUCGAGUACGACGUCAUCGUGCUGGGGACGGGGCUCAAGGAGUGCAUCCUCAGCGGCCUCCUCUCCGUCGACCGCCUCAAGGUGCUGCAUAUGGACAGGAAUGACUACUACGGUGGAGACUCCACAUCGCUCAACCUCAAUCAGCUCUGGAAAAGGUUCAAGGGCGACCAAACACCCCCUGCACAGAUAGGAGCUAGCAGAGACUACAAUGUCGAUAUGGUUCCAAAGUUUAUGAUGGCAAAUGGGGCUCUGGUCCGUGUACUCAUUCAUACUGGUGUCACCAAGUACAUGUCCUUCAAAGCUGUGGAUGGAAGCUAUGUCUUCAACAAGGGAAAGAUUCACAAGGUUCCUUCUACUGAUAUGGAAGCUCUCAAGUCUCCACUGAUGGGAUUGUUUGAGAAGCGACGAGCAGGGAAAUUCUUCCUUUAUGUUCAAGAUUAUAAGGAAAAUGACCCAAGCACUCAUAAGGGUUAUGACCUUACGAAACUAACUACUAAACAACUUAUCUCAAAAUAUGGUUUGGAUGAUAACACGAUAGACUUCAUCGGUCAUGCUGUGGCUCUUCACAGAGAUGACACCUACCUUUCAGAACCUGCACUCGACACUGUAAAGCGGAUGAAGCUUUAUGCAGAAUCAGUGGCUCGUUUUCAAGGAGGAUCACCAUAUAUUUAUCCCUUGUAUGGCUUAGGAGAGCUUCCACAGGGUUUUGCUCGUCUGAGUGCUGUCUAUGGGGGCACCUACAUGUUGAAUAAACCAGAGUGCAAGGUCGAAUUUGACUCCGAAGGUAAAGUCUGUGGUGUUACAUCAGAAGGAGAGACUGCCAAAUGCAAAAAGGUUGUCUGUGAUCCAUCCUACCUACCUGACAAGGUCAAAAAAGUUGGAAAAGUUUUUCGGGCAAUUGCUAUCAUGAGUCAUCCCAUUCCAAAUACUGCUGAGUCGCACUCAGUUCAGAUUAUACUACCACAGAAGCAGCUUGGCCGUAAAUCAGACAUGUAUGUUUUCUGUUGCUCCUACUCUCAUAAUGUCGCAUCAAAGGGGAAGUUCAUUGCAUUCGUGUCUGCACAAGCAGAGACUGAUAAUCUACAGACAGAACUGAAGCCUGGGAUCGAUCUUCUUGGGGCAGUGGAUGAGUUAUUUUUUGACACAUAUGACAGAUAUGAACCUACUAAUGACUCGUCAUCGGACAAUUGUUACAUCUCAACAAGUUAUGAUGCCACAACACACUUUGAAUCCACUGUUAUGGAUGUGCUUUCCCUUUAUACAAAGAUCACUGGAAAGAUGGUUGAUCUUAGCGUGGAUCUAAGCGCUGCAAGUGCUUCCGAAGAUGAUAUGUGAUGCUUGCUAGACUGUUACCCUGGUGCAAUGUAGCUAAAUAUUCAAUUAAGCUUUGGUUUUGCAAUUUCUUCUUAAUUAGACUCAGGACCCUUUAUUUUUCAAUUAUGUUAGUUAUUUUUCAUGAGAAGAUUGUAUGCUGUAUAUUCCAAGUUUUUGUUUUCUGAUAUUGAUAAGGCAAUGUACCAUGUUAAGCUGUUGAA
Molecule: messenger RNA, 1673 nt
Organism: Panicum hallii
Lineage: Eukaryota; Viridiplantae; Streptophyta; Magnoliopsida; Poales; Poaceae
Product: guanosine nucleotide diphosphate dissociation inhibitor 2-like
Exons: 13
Coding region: 133-1473 (446 amino acids)
Biological process (GO): small GTPase-mediated signal transduction; protein transport; vesicle-mediated transport
Cellular component (GO): cytoplasm
Molecular function (GO): Rab GDP-dissociation inhibitor activity
Source: RefSeq, a predicted model, not a curated record